UCACUUUAAGCUCCAUACAAACCACUUUCACUACUAGGAGAUCAUUCGAUCUGAACUUUGCGAUUCUAAUCUAUAACUUCACUUGGAAUCUAACUACUAUGGCAUAUUUACUCAAAUCUCUCUUUCUUCUGCAGCUCGCUGUGGUUUGCAUUCAGCUAAGUGGAGUGUUUGCUCAAACAGUACCUGACAGGUGCUGGUGUUUGAAUACUUUGAAGACACGUGUGCCAAAAUCACAAAUCGAGGAGUUCUUCAUUUUCCCACAAAGAGAACGAUGCAACAAUACAGAGAUCAUAUUAUCACUAAAACCAGAGAAUACCGUGACUGAAAAACAACAGCGCUGUCUCAGUCCAGACACCAGACAAGGCAAAGCCCUGCAGAUUUGCUGGAACCAGAAGAACACAAACAGCACAAGGAGUGUCAUUAAAUUCUCUGAGUGUUUCUAAAGCCAUGAUGGACAGGACAGAGGGGAGAUUUGGAAACUCCAAACAUGUGCCUGGAAUUUAUUCUUGUCACAUGACCCGCUGCAGUCCAAUCAGAAUGCUGGGGUCAAACUGUUAGACUCAUGCAGAUGAUGGGAAAUCACGGGAAAGCCAGAGACACAAGGAUCACUGUCAGACACAGAUGUUUUCAGUAAAGCCUUUAAGAUUCACUGUGUAAAUGAAGAACUGCUGAAUGUGUUAAGAUUCUAGAGAAAAUAUUUAAAUGACUUUAUUUAAAUUCUAUUCAAGUAUUUAACUUAUUUUAGAAUUGUCCCCUUGAAUGUGUAGAAUUAACACUAAGGAAUUAUUCCGAUUAGGUCAUGUUUUUUAUGUAAAUAUGUAUAACCAUAUUCCGACAUGAAGUACAUUUUAAAUUACCUAACAUUUUUUGUAUUUUUUAUACUGUUUUGUACUGUUUUCAUUUUGUAAUAAAUGUUAUGUUAAAAGAA
Triplophysa dalaica is the source of this 928-nucleotide messenger RNA. RefSeq names its product chemokine (C-X-C motif) ligand 18b (gene cxcl18b). The transcript is spliced from 4 exons. Gene Ontology annotation, biological process: immune response. The record is from RefSeq and is a predicted model, not a curated record. Gene Ontology annotation, molecular function: chemokine activity. NCBI's taxonomy places the organism in Eukaryota, Metazoa, Chordata, Actinopteri, Cypriniformes, Nemacheilidae. Gene Ontology annotation, cellular component: extracellular region. The coding region runs from base 99 to 443 and encodes 114 amino acids.